AUGUCAAAUCAACGUUCUGGGAUCGAUUCAAGUGUGCCACUGAACUCAGUCACUCCGAAUUCGAAUCCUCCGAAUGAUGGCACAUGUAAUAAUAAAGCCAAUAACGACAUUUCACCUACGCCGAAUUCCACAUUUUCUGAGUAAGUAUAAUUUUAUUAUGAUAACGAUAAGUAUAUACACCACAAGUAUGACUCACCGGCAAAACUCCAAAAGUCAAUAGGUUCUUUGAAAUAAAUAUUGUUAGAUAAUUUGGUUUUUUCGAUACUUAUAACGAACAACGAUUAUAUGCAAUACGAUGUUUCUUUAUCAUUUUUAGAUUUUGAGUGGAAUGACGAAGCUUAUAAUUUUACAAACAUGUUUAUUUUUUUUCUCUCUGUGCACCACUUUUCUCUCAGAAAAUUUGAUCAGAUUUUAAGGUGUAGCAUCUUUUUUGGAAGGAAGUCAGUGUUGGGAGGUACUUUAAGGAGGUAAUUUUUCGAUUUUUUCAAAAGUUUUCUAAUCAAGUUUGAAAAAAACAAAAAAAAAAUCUGAGGAAAAACGAGAAAAUAAAGGAAAAUGUAGGUAUCAGUCAAAAUAUAUUACGGCCUUCUUUUUUUCUGUGCAUAACUUUUUUACAAGCAAUUUCGCCCCAACUUAUAAUGAUGUUCUCGAAAGGAAAUUUGACUGAGAAAGUAUUUUAGACAGGUAAUUUUUAGAUUUUCCUAAGAGUUUUCCCAGUAAAUGUGAAAAACCGGGAUAAAAUAUGGGAAAACCGGUAAAAACGUAAGAAAACUGGGAAAAUCGGUACAAUAAUAAACAAACAUCAUUAAAGAAAAUAUAUAAAGCUUAUUUAAUUAUUUUACUAUAAAAUGACAUACAUUGUUGACAAAAAAUCAUUAUCAACUGAACUCCUCACAGAAUCGUUUUUUCGUAAGCAAUGGUUUAUCGUUGUUUACAGGUAUACAUUAAAUUAUCUAUAACAAUGGUUGUACCCAUCCCCAUUAUCCGAGGACGUCUUUUUAAACUUGCCAUCAUUGUAGAUCAGUAAAGUCAAAAUCUCAAAUUUUAUCGGACAAUAAUGAUUUCACUCAAAACGGUAACGCGAAAAAUAUUUCACGUUUUUUAUUUCAGGGGGGGGGAGUUUCAAAGUAAACAUUUUGAAUAAAUUUUUAACAUUUCAACCCUUGUGUAAUAAAAUUUCCAAACGAAAAUACCACGAUCAAGAUACACCCAUAUUUUUUUCUAAGGAACACCAAAUUUUUUUCUUUCGCAUUUGUUUUCUGAGAUAGCAAUUUAUGAUGAAAAAACGAUUUUUUUGUACAUUUUUUAACAAAUUCAAAACUUAUCGAUGAUUAUAAUAUAACUUAUACUACCUAUACAGUUUAAAGUACAGUAAAUUGGCAUAUGUUGCACGUAUUGAUUCGAUAAAUUGCUAUAUAAAGUAUAUGUAAGUAUUAGUGUACAAGUAUUAGGGUCGUUUAUUAACGUAUUGUUUUAUUAUUUGUUAGAAUUUUUUUAAAACUUUUUUUAGUAUGCCGACGGUAAAAGAUUCAACCGUGCUGAACGUUUCCAUAUUAAAAAUACCGAAUCAAAUGAAAAGGGAAUCAACAAUUGAGGAGCUUCACAAUACUUGGAGAAAAAUGGGAGCGUAAGUUAAAACGCUAGACAUAUUUGGUUCCAGGGUAAAAAGGCGUAAGCCCAUUUUGUAUAGAUUUCAAUACAAGUAGUAUUUUUUAGUUAUUUAUAGGUAUUUGAAUCAUAUAAAAUCUAUACAAAUGUUGUAAACACUGAUCAAAUAUUUAAGUUCGAAUUCGUGAAAUUAAAACCACGAUAACGUUAAUUUAUUUUGCACAAAUUGAUAAGGUACAAUGUUUAAUUUAAAUCUUUCGAAAAAUGUUUUAAACGGUCUUCGUUCAGAAUCGUUUUUCGUUUGCAAUGAUUUAAUACAAUACUUUAUACGGAUAAUACAAUUUUGAAUUUUGUUACUGACAUCAAGAGUAUUUUUAUUGUAUCAUAAUUUACUAUUACAGUCAAGCUCUCGCCACAACUCUCUCCGCUCUAUACGGCAAACUUUUGGUGGUCAUGGGCAUAGCUUUUCCGAUGUCUGAAGUCAUAUCCACGCACAUUCCACAUUCGUUUUACGAGGUAAAAUUAUGAUUUAGUAUUUAACUACAGUCGAUGCGUAUAUAGGUAUUUUUUAUUAUUAUCUAUAAUAUUGUGAGGAUUUAUUUAUUUUUUGCAAAUAUGAUUUUCAGGGUUAUUACCUGUACCUUUACUUCGGGAGCAUGGCAUUUCUUUUUUACAUGUACGCAAUGCUGCUCAAAGGGAAACCCACGAUGACGCCGGUCAACACGAAUUUCAGUGAGUAUAUCCUACGUUGUAUAACUAUUACAACGUGGAGUAUAUUUAGGUUUUUGCCAAGGAAGGUGAUAUUGAAUUUGAUAAUUGUGCCGUUGUAACAGGCGAUUUGUAUCCCACGUGUAUUAUUACCUCGGUGUGUAUAAAUUGUAAUGAUUUGUUAUAAUUCAUUGAAUACAAAUAUUUCUGUUCAUUGUUUUGAAGUCAAUGUUUCACUAAUAUUUUUUUCAAAUAUAAACAUAUAUAAAUAUGAGCGUUUCCUUUCUGUAUAUAUCCACAGAAUAAUACAAGAACAAAGUCAAAUAUAACUUCAUAUUACCUUUUGAAAUAAAGCAACUAACCGAAACACUAUCUAACAAAUUUGUAUAAACACGAACUUACACAAAUGUAUAAAAGGGUAUAUUAUACAGGAAAAACUGUGCCGGAUUCAAAGGCGAUCGUGCUAAUUCAAUCGUCUAAAAAUGAAUUUAUAAAAUUAAACAACGUGUUUCGGAUUUCCAAUUUGUAUGAGUAUCAGUCACAAAUUUAAUUAAUAAUUGCAUAGGUAUUUUAAAAUAAAAUAUGAUUUUUGCGUCCUAAUGAUAGAUAACCUAUAUUUGGCUACAUUUUUUUAUAUUAUUACCUAGUUUUGGAUGGCGAUUUGUACCCACCAAGGUAAUAAUACAAAUAGGGUUCAAAUCUCCUGUUAUUAUAGACAAUUUUUCUUAUAGGCGAUUUGUACCUACUAAGGUAAUAAUACGGUGAGUAUUAAAAUACACUGACCACGUAUUAUAUAAACGCAUACCCAGGUUAAAAUUAUCAAUUUUUCAUAAUUUAUGUAUUUUUAUCAUUAAAAUUCAAUCUACCCUAAAAUUAUCAUUGAAAUCAAAUACCUAACUAUAUGUUUAACAUUAAAUAACAUGUACUUGAUUUACUAUUUAGUUACUUAUCUGACUUCUUUCAUAUUAUAGUGGUGUGGAUAGGUUCCGUAGAAACCAAAAUAAUGCAUACAGUGCCGUACAAAAAUAUAUCUCCGUGACAUAAUAAAGAUAACCAAAUUCUGUUUUUUUUUUUUUAUUUAAAUAGGUGUAUGUUAAUUACUUAUAGGAAUAAGGACUACAGAUACUUAUAUUUAAAUUUAUGUUUUAUGUUUUGAUAAAAAACUAAAAAUAUAACAUUCGAUUUCAUUACUUUUGAAAAAUUGUAUACAGUUUAUUUUUCUGACAAUUUUGACGUUUCAGCUUUUUAUUUUUAUUAAAUUGAUGAUUAUUUAGUAAUUUUUUAAAGUUUAGAAAAAAAGUGUACAGUCGUCAACCAGCUAAAAUAGUAAUAAUCAAUUAGGAAAUUCGAUUACAACUUACAGCAUUAUUAUAGGUACUUUUCUCUGGACUUAAAGCAAAUUAUUAAAAAUCACAAAUUUAAUAAUAAUAAUAAAAAGUUGAAACUUCAACAUUUUCUGAAAAAUAAACUCUAUAAAAUGGCUAUACAUUUUUCGUUAGUAGAGUAAAUAGUAAAUUUUUAGUUUUUUUUUUUACUAGAACGUAAAAUUUUAGUUUAAAUAUACAUAUUUUUAGUCUAUUUGCCCUCGAGUAAUAUAAAUAAAAACAACAGGAUUGAAUUAUAUUUAUUGUUUCAGGAGAUAUUAUAAUGCGUAUAUUAUCUUCGUGGGGCACAAUGUAUGUUGAGGUAUUUUUUAGUACAUUAACAUACCGACACAUACAAUUUUGGAAUUCUCUGACUAAAAAGUAAAGAAUUUUGAAUUUAAAAAGGCUUUAUGCCCGGUUGCACCAAACUUAUCUAUCGAUAAAUCUAGUGUUAAAUAUUUAUAUAAUGAUAAACUGUUGAUAAAUUCAAUGUUUAACUUAUGUUAAAUUUACAAGUGUUGCUUAAUCAUUGUUUUGUACUCAUGUUAUUACCAAAACACUAGUUAUCAAACCGACUCAAAUUAAUUAUCAAAUUCGUAAUCAUCAAAAUUGUGCAAAGGAUUAUACUUGUCACAAAUUAAUCUAGGCUCACAAAUAUGUAUACAAUUAUUUCUUCAUCAGACAUAUCUGAUGUAUCUAAUAAAGACUAUUCUAAUGAAUUAUUCCUUAUUAAUUUCAAUUAUUCAUUCAGAAAAAAAGAGAAAAGCACUUAUUGAAAUAAAAAAAAAAAAAAAUAAUAUUAUUUAAUAUCAUAAUACAACAAUAAUAUUAAUACUAUCUAAUGUAUGUAUUCCACGGUUGGCCGAUAUCGUGCGUUGAGAAUUCGAUUUAGAAUUAUUUUUAUUAUUGAUUAGAUAACUCGGGAACCGAAUCGUUGUCCGAUGGUGGAUCGGAUAACAGCGAAGCUGACUCGGAAUAUUACGAAAAUGAAUACGCGAACGGGAAGAAAGUCGCUCCCGUCAAUAAUAUCAACAACUGGUCGUCGUCGUACAAUCAAAAAACUCGAAGGCAAUCGUCUCACGCCGUGCUGCCCUCUACUUUCCAACAUUACGGGAGUUUUUAUCUGAGAAUGGGUGCUGUAGGUGCGUUAAAAUUGGAAAUUUCAUUGAUAUUAAAACAAUAACGUUAUAAUAAUGUGACCUAUGCAGGUCGGGAUUCAAGUUCCCGUUUCACGGACCUAGAAAAGCACUGAUUCCCGCUAUACUACCGAAUUUUAGUGCUCAAUUGGUGCUUUCAGAAUAUAUACAAAUAAUAAUUUGUGCUCACUCCAAACCCGAAUUAUCACUAUCACUAAUUUUUAACUUAAGUCUUAGUAUUAUAAUUCUACAGUCAUUUAUUACGCUAACAACGUUGAUGUUGACAUAUAGGUAAUAUUAUAGUUUCAAUGGUUUUUUAUUGUCUUUGAGUUGUUUACAGACAUUGUUUAAUAUUUUAAGUUAUGUGCAAAUGAUCAAGUUUUGAUUGACUGUCGGGUUAUUGUACUCAUGUCCCACUAUGUAAAAAUGCUAUUUCCUUCAUUUAAGUCUAUUUAUUUUAUUUUGUAUUUUUUUUUUAGGAUAAUAUUUAAAAAAUAAAUUAGUACUCUAUUUAAACUCCAGUUUAGAGAGAUGAGUGAAAAUAGAUCAAAUAAAACUAUUUUAAUAAAAAUUCUCCUGUUUAUUGAAAACAUGCAUAUUUCUUAUAAGUACAAAAAAAAAAAAAAUAAUAACUACACUUAUUACAAUAACUUAAUUUUUACAAUACCGUUCUAGUUUCCAAACCUAAAGUUUAUUCUGUAAAUAAUAAUAAUGCAACCACAACAUAUUUUGAUGAUCUGACCCGUUUGAUAUUUGUAUUCAUGUCAUCAUGAACAUAAAACAGACAAAUUUGUAAUUUUGUAUUCAAAUCAUUUAAUACAUUAUUCAAAUGCGUACAGAGUAUUUAAAUGUGAACUUGAAAUCGAACUUUCAGAUUUUUUUUCAGAACUUUGCAGAGAACAGUUAAUGAAACAAAGGAUAAGUACAGUAAAGACAAAAAUUCUAAGGCGGAUAUGUUUUCCUUAGGAAGGAAAUUUAUUUAUUUAUAAACGCCAGUCGGAAAUUUUAUGAUUUAGGAUUUGGUUUACAAGUAAUAGUUAUUUAUAACAUAAUACUGAUAAUACACAGUAACAAUGGAAAUAAUGCGGAGAAAACAAGAUACAAAUUAGAUAGUGAUGUAUUACCACCCUACAAAAAAACAAAUUUAAAAAAUUAAAUUAAAUAUAAAAACAUUACUGCUAAUCGUACAUUUAAUUACCUAUAGUUGAAAUAAAAAAUAAGGUUAUUUAAAUUACGAAGCAUUCUAUGUAAGGGGUGGCUAUAACCAUAGGAUGUACUGUGCGCUGGUACUAGGAAGAGGGAGUGAUGUCUGGAAAAGAAGAAAGGGAUAAGAAUACGUAAGUAUGAUAGGAGAUCAGGAGCAUUUGUGGUGCCUCUAAAGAGUGAAGAAAUAAAUUGCACGCCAAUGUCUUUUCGGCGGGAUGAAAGUAAUGGAAUUUCCAAUAUACUACGAAUAUUUAAGGACAUGGGCUGCGUAGGAAAGAAACCUAUUUUGGACACCUUCGAAUAUUAAUUCAUAUUUAGCCAAGUAAGAAUGCCAUAUUACCGUUCCGUAUUCUAAUAUCGAACGUACUAACGCGAAGUAUUAUGUCUCCGGAGGCAAUGAGCAGAAGAAAAAUGAGUGGUGUUGCACUUAAUAAAUCCCACGACUCUUAAUGCCUUUUAAUUUACCUACGGUUUCAUUCGUGCGAUGUUCAAAGUUUAAAGAUGGAGUAUAAUGCAUACCAAGAUUUUAUGGAGAAAAACCAAGUAGGCCAAGAGUGGUGCCGUUAAAAGAAUAGUUAAUACAUUUAUUAUGGGUUGUGCACGAGUAAGAGUGACACGGUUUGUAUACCAAAUGAGGAAGAAUAGGUUUAGCUGGUUGGGUAGUGAUAUGAGGGAAAGAGUAGAAAUAGAAACACUGAUAAUAUAUUGUUCUGUAUUAUCUUAAGUCAUUAUUGACCUUAUGAUUUUUGUUAUUUUAAUUAUAAUUUGAAUUUGUUUUAAUGUCGUAAGCGCGGAGCUCAGGGCAAAUGUCCCGGUGGACCAACCCUAGAAUCGGGGCUACUGGUACAUUUAUUAUAUAAAAUACAUUUUUAAAUUGUACUCACAUUAAUAAUUUUAACUGAUUUCAUCUUCUUGUUUUUUGUAUGUUGUAGAUACUACAGUGCAUUGUAGAAUGUAAAAAUAUUUCAUUUAAUAAGAUAAUAACCAAAUCAGAGAAGUCUAAUAUUCACAUGGUCAUAUUGCUAACGAAACUUGUUUUAAUGUUAAAUAACAAUGAUAGUUUUGUUUUUCAUGGUUUCAAAAGUUAUCUAAUUUUAUCACAAAUUAAACAAGUGGACAGGCGCGGCACCAGGGUGGCCUAAAGUCCGUGGUCCUCAAUCAAGCCCGUAUUUUUUUUUUAUCAAAAACACUUUUACAAAAAAAAAAAAAAAAAACACAUACUAUCGAUUAUUGCAGACACUUACAAGUGUGUUGUUAGAAGUAUCUACUAUCUAUAUUACUUAGAAUAAUUCUAACAAGUUAGUGAUACAUAGUAUAAGUAUAGUUAGUGUACAAGAUAUUAAGCAAAUAGACUUACCUGAAGGAAAUAGCAUUUCUACAUAGUGGGACAUGAGAUAACCUGACAGUCAAUCAAAACUCGAUCAUUUGCACAUAACUUAAAAUAUUAAACAAUGUCUGUGAACAACUCAAAGAUAAUAAAGAACCAUUGAAACUAUAAUAUUACCUAUAUGUCAACAUCAACGUUGUUAGCGUGAUAAAUGACUGUAGAGUUAUAAUACUAAUAAUUAAGUAAAAAAUUAGCGAUAGCGAUAACUCGGGUUCGGAAUCAGCACAAAUGUUUAUUUGUAUACAUUCUGAAAGCACCAAUUGAGCACUGAAAUUCGGUAGUAUAGCGGGAAUCAGUGCUUUUCAAGUUCCCGCUAGUUUCACGGAUCUCCGAAUUAAACCGAUUACCUACAAAGAAAAUCUCGAUGAGCUCCCCAAAAUUAUAUUUGUUUUUUUUUUUUUAAUACUUGUCAUUUUUAUCUAUUUUUUUUAUAAUUUCGGACCGGUAAAAAUCCUAAAAUUCCGCGAGCCGAUGCCUUUUCUAAACCACGUAGUGCUAUAAGUCACAUUUUCCUUAAUUUGAGAAACAAAAAGGUGUACUGAAAUUUAAAAAAUAAAUUAUUGAACGACAUAUCACGCAAACGUUAACAUUUGAUAGAACACGUAGCAGGCUUGUACUGUGGACAACAUAAUAUUUUGCAGAAUAUUAUCCAUCUGAUAUACAUGUUUAUCUAGUAGUUAUAAGUUUGAAAUGACUUGUACUAUUAUGCAGCAAUUCAACAGUUAUAAUUUUGAAAACAGAAAUUAUGGUGGUCGUAGUGGUGUCAGAUGGUGGUUUCACUGUAAAUGAAACGGCUGUUUUGUUUAAUUUAUUACUUUUUGCUGCUACCUGGUGAUGGAGUUUUUGGGUUAUAAAUUAUUUUACUUUGCAUGUUGAUAAAUUUACUUUUUAUGAUAUAACUCAAAUUUUACGAAAAUGUGAUUUAUACCACUAUAUGAUUUCAUCCACUCCAUCCCGGCGAAUUUCGGUUUCCGACACUCUGCUCGCACGGAUCUAAAUUAAAAUGAGUGAUAAUCUCCUAAAAAUCCAUUGCUAAUUGAAUAUCGUUUUGUUUUUGUACAGCUUUCGGCAUUGGCAGUAUGAUUUAUUCCGGACUGGAAUUCGGCCAGUAUUUCGAACUCGAACCUGCUACGAAAUGCCAUAACAUCCUGCUAGUACUCACGCCGGCCACCAGGAUGGCGUUCAUAUUCAUCCAAAUGUAUUUUAUAUUUUUAAACGACGAGGUAAGAUUCUUGAUUUCUGUAAACUGCCGAACCCUUCAAACCAUUUAAUCCGUUUUCGAUAUAGUAAUAAUAUUUUAGUUUUAUUUAUCACACACAAAUAGCGGUCGGAUACUCUUUUAUUUUCACGUUUCAUAUCUCGCCGUCCGUAUUACGUUUCCGCAUUACAAGAUUCCGUAUAUUAUAUCGUUUUAAUCACACGUUUCUCAAGAAGCUCACCACGACUCCUUAAAAAAUUUCGCUGUUGAGGUACUGGACAUAAAAACCAUACGGUCGUUAAAAUUAUUUAUUCAACGGAACGGAUACAUAUUCAAAGUUGAGUUGACGAAUGGGUGUUCGGUAGAUAGUUCAAACGGUUUUUGAGCAAAAAUCCCCAUCCAUUUUGAGAGACUUAAUCGUGUUAUUUUAGCGUAAAAAAAAAAAAAAAAAGACCAACAUAUUUCGCACGUGGGUAGACUACUGUUGUAGGUGAGAAGUUGUGAAGGUAAUAAAAGGGAAAUUGAAUGUAUAUUUCAAGCGAAAAAACGAUUCAGAGUGAAGUUUGGUUGGUAGCGUUGUUUUUUUCAACAAUUUGUCAACAUUUUACUGAUAUUUGUUUAACAUUGUUCCUAUUUUCCCGUUUUUCCUCCGUUUUUUCCGGUGUUUUCCCAUUAACUAUGAUCACAACUGGGAAAAUCAAAAAAAUUCCUCCGUUAAAGUACCACUUCAGUCAGAUUUCCUUACAGAUAGAGUGCUGUCAUUGCAAAUUGGAGCAAAAUCGCUGGUAUAAAAUGUGUUCAUAGGAAAAAAAUUACAAAUACAAAUAAACAUCACUGUAAAAUGAAUAUAUUCCUCGCUCCACACAGAAUUCAAAAUUUUUUGUAUUACGAAAAUGUUGUGUUAUCCGUAAUAAUAUUAUGUGUAAUAAAUAUUGUGUUCAUUCUUUCGGCGGCAGCAACAAAUGCGAGUGACCCGACAUCAGGUGUUGGCGAAGUUCGGACUAAUGCACAUGAUCGGCACCAAUCUAUCUGUGUGGCUCAACGUUCUCGUGCAGGAGACCAAACACGAGAUAUUAACGUUUUACAACCCGGCGGAUAAUUCCAUCGGCGUGGCCAAACAACCGAAUCAUUUUUCGAGUAAGUCGACAAUGAUAAUACUUGAUGAUAUAAUGACACGUUGAAUUUUUUUAUGAGGACCUUAUACCCGCAUGUACCGGUACCGUCUUAUAACAGAAGGAAAAUUUGUCGCGUGGUUGUAAAAAGGAGACCAAAGUCACACAAAUGGCCGGGGGGGGGGGGGACAGGAGAUACUUAUCACCCCCAGGCUUCAAAUUAGCACCCGCAGUUUCCCCGAAUAAUUUAUUUCGGCAUUUCACCAAUAAUUUGUAAACUAUUGUGGUUUGUUGGUUUUGAUAAAGUAUUUAUUUUUUUCCGCUACAAGUCAAAAACAGUAUUGUACGAAUGUACUAUUCAGUUUUCGUCUAAACAAUAAACAGCAAUCAUGUAGGAAAUCAUAUUAUCUUAAUUUAUAUUUAUAUUUUAAACGGUUAGUUGCGAAAUUAUGUUCCACCCUAUAAUUGAAAUUGUGUACAAACUUAAAACUAUUGUAGUGUAGCUUAUUAUAGUACUAGGGGGGGGGGUGUGGGAGGCUAACCCACCCCCCAGGAAUCAGUGUACCACACACUAUUCUAGCACCCCCUAAAUUCACACUCAAUACGCGGGUAUAACGGCCUCUUAUCCGAACCGGUUUAACCGUGAGCAUUAUAACGUUGUGUAAGUACGUAUUAUUAUAAUUGAUAUUAUAGUAGUGGUGGAAAAAAUCCGGAUUUAUCGAAGUUCGAUAACCCACAUUUUCGGCGUUCGAAAUCUGAAAUCCGGAUUCGUGUCACAUCACUAAUUUACAGUACUGUGUGCCGAUAAAAGUGAUGAAAUAUUUAGGAAAUAAAAACACAAACUCGGACGCGCUUUUCAAAAUGUGGACGAUGCCGACGGUGACUACGACGACGACGACGACGACGACACAAUCGCCGGCAUCGAUCAUCGCAGCGGCGGAAUUUCGACACGGCCUCAACACGGGGCCGCACCACAUCUACGAAUGCCGCCGGACAAACAUCAUCGGGUCGCUGGUGCAGAACGCCAGCCCGUUCCUGUUCCCGUGCACGAUCGAGUACAGUCUGAUUUGCGCGGCCAUACUGUACGUCAUGUGGAAGAACAUCAGCCGGGUGCACGCGGACGUGUACCGGCAACGGAAAGCGGAACGGUGCGAGAACCUGGCGCAGCAGAUCACCCAUUACAGGAAGUCGCCGCACUAUUAUUCGGUGGACUGUGCGCAGGCCCACAAGGGCUUGUUUGUCGGCAUACUGUUCCUGGUGCUCACCAUCAUCUCGCUCAUAUUGUUCUUCGUGCUCAUAUCGAAACCGGAACUGCUCAACUUCGCCGUCAUGGAGGUCAACGUGUGCGAACUGUCGCUGUACGGCAUGACUACGCUGGCCACCAUAGUCGGAAUGAUACAGGUCCAAAACGAUAUUUUCGUCUAUACUACGAUAUAAAUAUAUUAAAAUGGACGAGAUGAGAAGUUAUAGGUGAAGGGGUGGGGAACGGAGUUUGACGAUAUACGCAUUCAAAAAAAAAACAGUAAUGGAGAUAAAAAUUUAAAAAAAUAAAAGAGAGAAAUAAUACUGGGGACGGGUGCGCACUGUUGUAAAGGCGAAGUUGGAAAGGUAGAAUAAGUAAAGUCGAGACGAACCAUUACUGACGAAAAACGAUUUGAAGCAAACUUCGGUUAUAAAUGUUUUGAAAGGCCUUUAUAAGAUAGGAUAUGUUAUGGAUUUUGUCGAAAUUUGAAAUUCGAACAUAUAUAUAUAUAAAAAUAAAAAAUACCUUAUACGAAUUAUUUAAAUAUCUCGCAAAAUUAAAAUACCUAUAAACAACAUAAAAAUCGCUCGAAUAUUUUACUUUGAAUUAUAGAAAGAGCAAAUAUAAGUUUUCUGUUAAAAAUUUUAAGUCGCGAAUAUUUUUUAAUUAAAUUACAAUAAAAAAACGAAAAUUGAAAACGAAUAUUUUUGUAAACUUUCCCGUUAUUUUUCGGUUUUUUUUUCGAUUUCGCUCGAUUAUUAAAAAAAAAACAAAAGGUAAAUUUAAAAAAAUAAUCUCCUUACACACCAACUAGAUUAAAAAUGAAACAACAUUGAUUUAUUGUUGUUUUUCUAAUAGAUCAUUUCUGGUAGAUAACGUCGCGUGUAAAAAAAACCUAACCAUACUUGGCACGAUGGGUGGGCCACUGUUGUAGGUGAAAAGUUGGGAAGGUAGAGAUGGUUAUAGAUGGAAAUUUAAUGUAUAUCUGUAUGCAACUAUUAAUCAUCGCUAACGAAAAACGAUACUAAGCAGAGUUCGAUUAUACACGUUUUAAAAGGCCUCAAUAUUUACGAUUUUUGUUAAAAUGUGUUAUUAAAAUUCGUAUAUCAAAAUUUAAAUACAAACAAAAGGCACUCUCACGGAAAUAUGAUAUAAGCCUAUGACUUCACAUCCCGAACGUUUGGAAUGUUAAUUAUAGAUUUCGCCCCUGAAUCCCGAUCCGUAAAAAAAAACCGGGCACAAUUCGCCACCCCCCCCCCCAAAAAAAAAAAACCCGCUUACCCUUUUGUAAUACGCGGCAACGUGUGAAUUUCCAUCUGAUACGCAUGCGAUAGAAAAUAUUUUGUGGCCGUCUCGCCACAACUAAAUUAACCCGGUCCGCGGUGUUCGUACCCGGCCCCCGGUAUACCUAGUUACCCUAUAGCCGAAGUGACCGUGCGGUGUUCCGCGUGCGCAGGUGAGACAAUUGAAGUUCGACGGGCUGCGCAACUUGGAACUGGACAACAUCCUACUGGUCGGCGCCCAGACGGGCACGUUCAUCUACAGCACGUUCACGAUUAUCAGCGGCCACUUCACGGAGGACGACAACACGGUGCUGGUGCUGAUCACCGCGUCCGCGUCGCUGGUGCAGACGUUCUGCCAGACGGUGUUCAUACUGGACGCGUCGCGGCGGUCGUGCGUCACCCCGGACCAGAUACGCAAGAAGCCCGGCCGGGAGAUCGUCACGUUCCUGUUGGUCAGCAACCUGGCCAUGUGGGCCAUCAACACGCUGGAAAAGUCCCGGGCCGACUCGCACCCCAUACAGCUGCACUUUUACGGGCUGUGGGCCUGGACCAUCAUCACGCACGUGUCCAUGCCGCUGGCCAUAUUCUACAGGUUCCACUCGACCGUGUGCCUGUGCGAGAUAUGGAAACGUUCGUACAAAAUCAAACCGUCGUACAUGUGA
Cinara cedri is the source of this 12907-nucleotide messenger RNA. The record is from the annotation of a GenBank genome assembly. NCBI's taxonomy places the organism in Eukaryota, Metazoa, Arthropoda, Insecta, Hemiptera, Aphididae.